GUUGUAUGUAUUCGCUUAGACGGUGGCUGCUGUAUCGUUCGCAGGAGAGUCAGAACGCCCCAAUAAAACAAUCCUUUUAUUUUAAAUAUAUCUCCUGCCAUUGAGGAAUUACAAUUCGAAGGAGCAAUUCGUUCCUUCCGCAGCUGAAGUCAGUCAUUUUCUGUGCAGAUUGAUCUGGAGAUCUCAUUACUACAUCAGCUGCUCCAUGUCCACAUCUGGAGCAGGUCCGUCAUCCAGCAAUAGAGUCCAACACCAACAGGGCUCUAAUAGCAGCAGUGGUCAGACUGAGGCUAACGGGAAUACAACACCCUCACCUCCUCCUCAGUCCUCCACCAACCCAGCCACCACAGCUACUCCACCUGUAAAAGAAGCCAAAGAAGCUAAACCUAACCCCAAGAUGUCUAAAGCACUCAGCACGUCAGCCAAAAGAAUACAGAAAGAGUUGGCAGAAAUCACACUGGAUCCCCCUCCAAACUGCAGUGCUGGACCCAAAGGUGAUAAUUUGUAUGAAUGGGUUUCAACCAUUCUGGGUCCUCCUGGAUCAGUCUAUGAGGGUGGGGUCUUUUUCCUUGACAUUCACUUCUCUCCAGAGUAUCCAUUUAAACCACCCAAGGUAACAUUUCGGACGAGAAUCUAUCAUUGCAACAUCAACAGCCAAGGUGUUAUUUGCCUGGAUAUCCUCAAAGACAACUGGUCCCCAGCGUUGACCAUCUCCAAAGUGUUGCUGUCAAUUUGCUCGCUAUUGACGGACUGCAACCCCGCCGAUCCACUUGUCGGCAGCAUCGCCACACAGUACUUGCAGAAUCGAGAAGAACACGAUCGUGUUGCCCGGCUCUGGACCAAGCGUUACGCCACGUGAUUCUUUUUGUUUCUUUCCUAAUUUUUUCAUUUCUUAAAAAAAAACUCCCCUUUGAAAAAAAUCUGUCAAAAUCCGCCACAACUCAUGGAAUUUUCUUUUCUUUUUUUACAUAAAAAACAACAUCCUCAUUUGA
This is a messenger RNA of Daphnia pulicaria, 992 nucleotides long. RefSeq names its product ubiquitin-conjugating enzyme E2 E1-like (gene Ubc2). NCBI's taxonomy places the organism in Eukaryota, Metazoa, Arthropoda, Branchiopoda, Diplostraca, Daphniidae. Gene Ontology annotation, biological process: protein polyubiquitination. The record is from RefSeq and is a predicted model, not a curated record. Gene Ontology annotation, molecular function: ubiquitin conjugating enzyme activity. Bases 206 to 859 code for a protein of 217 amino acids. The transcript is spliced from 5 exons. Gene Ontology annotation, cellular component: nucleus.